Molecule: messenger RNA, 1706 nt
Organism: Drosophila elegans
Lineage: Eukaryota; Metazoa; Arthropoda; Insecta; Diptera; Drosophilidae
Product: pre-mRNA-splicing regulator female-lethal(2)D
Exons: 1
Coding region: 1-375 (124 amino acids)
Source: RefSeq, a predicted model, not a curated record
AUGUUCUACUACUGCUGCUGUCGCCAGCAGUUUGUGGUGAUCCUCGUCUGCCUGCUCUACAUCCUGCUCGUGCUCGCCUUCUUCGUCAAUGUCUUCGUCGCGGAUCGCAACAUGCACGCGAAUCUGAUGAUGAGGAACGGCCGGCACGGUGUCCAUGGCGGAGGUGUUGGAGUCGGAGUCCCUCCGCCGGCAGGCAUGCAUCCGGGUCACCACAAUCCGUACGACAUGCAUGGCUACAACCACUACAGUAACUACCAUCCGCAAGUGGAUCCCAAGCAGCAGCAGCAGGACAUGGCCAAGAAGACGCCUCAGCAGCAGGCCGAGCAGGACAUUUACUACUAUUUCAAUCACGUAUUCAGGCGGCGACGGCGAUGAUGGGGGUCACUCUCACCCCACCAACCAACCAACAACACCCAAAAUCUAAAUCUUUAGUGCAUUAACUUAUAUUACAUCCCCCUACAUACAUAGUUAUAUAUAUAUAUAAAUACUAUAUAUAGAAAAGCAGUGGAUUAUGUAUAAAGAGACGGGAAAUUAAUUGUAAAAUUAAUAGUAAUCCAACCAUGAACCAACAAUCCGAUAUUCAUAUUGUCGAAUAAACAGAGCCCCAGCAGAGUUACGAGAAAUCAACAAGAUGAGUCGAUUGUGUUUCAGCUAUGAAUCGGCCGAUAUAUGUCCGCGUAUCAUAUAUUUGCCUCGAUUCCAAUAUGAAAUUGAGCGACCAAGCUAACCCAGCCAAGUUUGCAUUUAUCUACAGCCCUUAAACGAAUCAAAUUUAUACAGAUAUUUAUUGAAGAGUAUACAAAAAGUUAAUCAGCUAAUCGUACGCUAUAGCUAAGCAAUCAUAUACAAAUAGACAACUAACUCUUCUAGCUAAAAUGCUUCAGCAUAACAAGUUAUGGAUAGCCAAAUUCCAAGGCAAACGUAUUCUAAUUUAAUUAGAAGUUCUCUAAAUACUAUUUAUGGGGCAAUAGCUAACCAAAAUUUCCCCCUCCCAGUUUUCUUAGGCUUUUUGAAAGCUAUUCGCAUUAGCCUACUUAGAUUCGGAUCCCUACAAUUUUGUCAAUUUAUCUGUGUAAAAGAGGUGGACAUGGGAAAUAUUGUUCUUGUUUUUUGGGGGGGAAAUUCAUGUUUUUAAUAUAUAUUUUUUUGUUAAGAGAAUAAUAAUAAUAUUGUUUGUUUCUAGUGUUAAAUUGAAGACGAUAAUAAGGAGAUAUUGUUUCGUUUCACAAAAUAUAUCCUUGAAAGUGCCUUUAAUUUGCUAACAAGUGUUUUUUAGAUAAAACCAAUUUACUAGGCUUAUCAAUAAUGCAUUAAAAAAUCAAUAAAAUAUACCUAUACUGUAACUUAUACAUCUUCAUACAAUAUGCAAAGAAUGGAGAACGAAUUUCAAACGCAAAUAUCGAAACAAUUUACAAACGGCAACUAAAAAUAAUUUAAUAUGUGAUUGGAGGAAUGUUUUUCUAUGGCAAGUCAAGCUAUAUAAUGUAUUAUUAACUUAACUUAAUCCACACUCACCACACCCAUACAUACAUAGCUAUAGACAACAAUUAUUAACAAAAUAUAUAGGCAUAAUGCAAUUUAAAAUGCUUCGAGUGGAAAAAUCACCUUACAAAAACAUGAAUUAAUCUAAACUUAUCCUGAAAUAGAAGCAGCGCCAAAGGCUUCGUUUUGUGAACGUGUUACAAAUAAAAUAAAAAUUAUAAAAA